This is a messenger RNA of Gossypium arboreum, 4035 nucleotides long. RefSeq names its product serrate RNA effector molecule. Bases 987 to 3203 code for a protein of 738 amino acids. Gene Ontology annotation, biological process: mRNA processing; primary miRNA processing. The record is from RefSeq and is a predicted model, not a curated record. Gene Ontology annotation, cellular component: nuclear body. Lineage: Eukaryota; Viridiplantae; Streptophyta; Magnoliopsida; Malvales; Malvaceae. The transcript has 13 exons.
UGGAAAACUAACAAGCAAGGACAAUAGAGGCUCCAUUGCUUCCAACAACACAAGUGUUGGCGUGCAAAUUGUCAACCACAAACCAAAUAACUAGCACCAAUAGAAAAACCGAUACACUUUCGUGAAAGAUCAGUUGGGUGUCUUCUUCUUCCCAACGGUAUGGCAGGAACCCAGUUCUCUAAAGCUUAUUGGCAAGCCCAAUCUUGAGGAUGACCUUGCUGUAAUCCAAUUCAACCGUUAUAAAAGCAAGCUCAUGUUUUUCCGUCAAUGAUUUAAGGUUAAACCACAUCUGGGUUUACUGCCUGUAAAGAAAAAAGUUCCUAUGGCUUGGUCAUUGUCGAUGCUGAAAACUAUAAAGGCCAGAUAAACUUAAAGGCAUGGCCCACACAGGUUAAGGGUUGGCUUGUGGGAGUUAUCGACGAUUUAGGGCGCAUGAUAAUAGGGGCGAUGGAGGAGCUUGGGGGUUCAAAAAGAAAACCUCUAGGAAGAAAGAAAGAGUUGUUGAUGCCCUUAUGCAAGCUCUUCCUAAAUUUAUUAAUAAUUUUCAAUACAAAUUUUUUAAAAAUUUCUAACAAUUUUUUAAAUUAAUGAUUUUUAUGAUGCAAGAUAGGUAGCAAUUUAUGAUGACGGAUUAUUUUAAUUGGUUUUUUUAACGGCCAAAAGAUUGAUACGAUAAUAUUUAAUAUCACUGGGGAUUGAAUUGAGAACGUCAAAUAAUCUUAAGAGCUAAAAUGUGCCAGAAAAUUUUUAGACUAAAAUGUAAAAAUUAUAUACUUUAAGGACUAAAGCGUGGAUUAAGUCUUAAAGAAUUAUAAUUAAAUGGCCCAUCAAAUCAAAUAGGAGGGAUGUGAAACUGAAAAUCGGCGAACUUAAUAAUCGAAUCUUAGAGAUCAAAUUCAGUUUCAAUCAGCUAAGGCAGUUAUAACUGAAUUUUGCUUACAGUUGGCUACUCAUUCGUGACUUCGGGUUUCGUUCUACCUCCCGUCAUGGCCGAAGUCAUAAACAUGCCGGUCGAUUCCUUCGACCGCCGUCGCGGUGGCGACCGUAAAGACAACAAUAAUAACAAUAAACAGCUUCCGUCGUCUGACGAUCCCAACUCCUCUGCCCCAUCGCCGCCUCCACCUCGACGCCGCGAUCGGGACUCGCGUGAGAGACGGGACCGCGACUACUACGAUCGCAACCGCUCUCCUCCGCCUCCGCCUCCGCCUCCCAGAGAGAGAGAUUACAAGAGGCGCAGUAGCAUUAGCCCCCCGCCACCGCCGUUGAGUUAUAGGGAUAGAAGACACUCGCCUCCGCCGCGGAGGUCGCCCCCUCAUAAGAGGUCUAGGCGUGAGGAUGGAGGAUACGAAGGGAGAAGAGGGAGCCCUAGAGGAAGAUUUGGACCUGGAGAUAGAAGGUUUGGGCAUGACUAUGGUGGUGGAUAUGAUCGUGAGAUGAUGGGAAGGCCUGGUUACCCUGAAGAAAGGCCUCAUGGCUGGUACUCAGGUCGCUCUUCUGGUGGCUAUCAAGAUUGUGAUUCUGGCCUUGGUGGUUAUAGUGAUGCUUCCAAUUCAAGGAGUACUCAAAGAGAAGGAUUGAUGUCAUACAAGCAAUUCAUUCAAGAGCUUGAGGAUGAUAUACUACCAGCUGAAGCUGAGCGUAGGUACCAAGAAUACAAGUCAGAGUAUAUAUCAACCCAAAAACAAGCAUUUUUUGAUGCUCACAAAGACGAGGAAUGGUUGAGAGACAAAUAUCAUCCAACAAACUUGGUCACUGUUAUUGAAAGGAGGAACGAACUUGUAUGCAGAGUUGCAAAGGACUUUUUGCUUGAUCUGCAGAGUGGAACACUGGACUUAAAUCCUGGUGUAAAUCCCUUGUCAUCAAGUAAAUCAGGCCAAACUAGUGAUCCUAUUUCCGAAGAUGAAACUGACAUCGGUGACAAAAGAAGGCGGCAUGGUAAGGAACCUGCAAAAGAAACUGAUAUACUUUCUGUUGCUCCUAAGGCUCACCCGAUCAGUUCUGAUCCCAGAAGAAUUCAUAUUGACAUUGAACAAGCACAGGGCCUUGUACGAAAACUGGAUUCUGAAAAAGGAAUUGAGGAAAACAUAUUAAGGGGGUUCGACAAUGACAAAGUAAAUAGAGAUAAAUCUCGUGGUAGUUUGACUGGUCCGGUGGUUAUUAUACGUGGCUCGAAUUCUGUGAAAGGCCUGGAGGGUGUUGAGCUUCUUGAUACUCUUAUAACUUACUUGUGGCGUGUCCAUGGUUUGGAUUAUUAUGGAAUGAUUGAAACAAGUGAAGCUAAGGGUCUUAGGCAUGUGAGACCAGAGGGAAAGAGUUCUGAUGUUACUAAUAGCGGAUCUGAGUGGGAAAAGAAAUUUGACUCACGCUGGCAAGAGAGAUUGAGGGGUCAAGAUCCUUUGGAAUUAAUGACUGCCAAAGACAAAAUAGAAGCUGCUGCUGUUGAAGCUUUGAAUCCUUUUGUCCGUAAGAUUAGGGAUGAAAAGUAUGGUUGGAAGUAUGGAUGUGGUGCUAAGGGUUGCACAAAGCUCUUCCAUGCUGCAGAAUUCGUGCACAAGCAUCUUAAACUUAAACAUCCAGAGCUUGUGAUGGAGCUAACGUCUAAAGUUCGUGAAGAGCUUUAUUACCAAAAUUACAUGAAUGAUCCAGAUGCACCUGGGGGGACACCUGUUAUGCAGCAAUCUCUACCGAAGGACAAGCCCCCAAGACGUAGAAUGCUAGAAAAUCGCUUGAAAGAUGAACGUGGCUUUCGUAGAGGACGUGAUAAUCGAGCAAAUGGUAGCGAUAGAUAUGAUAGAUCUGAGAACCCUCAAUCAAGUGAAUUUCCAUCCAACAAGGAUGGUGCUGAUGAGGGCAAUCGUGAUGAUCCAAUGUUUGAUGCUUUUGGUGGUCAAGGGAUGCAUGUUGCAGCUCCAUUUUCUUCAGAUAUUGCACCUCCGCCAGUAUUGAUGCCUGUUCCUGGUGCUGGUCCUUUGGGCCCCUUUGUUCCAGCUCCACCUGAACUUGCAAUGCAGGUCUUCAGAGAGCGGGGUGGUCCUUCUUACGAAGGCAAUACUAGAGGGGGACGUCCUGGACCUAAUUUAAGUGGACCAGCCCCCUUUCUUUUGCCUCCUGGCUUUCAACAGGAUCCUCGUCGUUUAAGAAGUUAUCAAGACCUAGAUGCACCUGAGGAUGAAGUCACCGUUAUAGACUACAGGAGCUUAUAGGUAUUAGAAAUGUAGGUACAUUGGCAAAGACUAAAAUCUAUCCUACUGAGGCAGAAAGCUAUUCAUCAAGCAGUCCAAGGUCAAAAUGCUGUUAUUUUUUGAUUAUCUAACUAGAAAAGCAUCGACCUUAUUCGAUUUUGUUAAAACAUGAAAAAUUCUUAAAUCUUGCUAUAAGCAUGCUAGCUGUUUACCUUUGUAAUUAAGAGUAUUCUGAUGUUGUGAUUUAACCAAGUAGUGUGUCGUUUGCUGGGAACUGUCUUCUGUUAUUCUUGUCCUAGUUAACCCACCUGACAAGAGAUUUUUAUGAACAUGGGAUGGGGCAUACAUGGUUAAAAAAAUCUGUAACAUGGACUUUUGAGUGGAUAGACUUUUCAUAUAGUUGGUACUUUGUUUUGACCAUCAACCGGCAGUGGUGGAGGAUUAAGUUAGGAUCUCCAAUCAAUGAAAGAUGGCUUGCCAUCAACAGAGAAAGGAAGCUACUCAUCCCAACAUCAAAGCCCUCAUUCCCUUCGCUUCUUUGAUGUUUAAAGUCUCUGCUUGUGGUUCAGCCUUGGAAAUUCCAGAGCUUUACAAAAUUGGAAGUUGGAUGAACAGGGAAAAACACGAUUCAAUAAAUGAUAAGGCUUUUAGAGUUCCCUUUUGUUUUUGUUCUUAGGUGGAACAAUAUAAUCUCAUUUUCAGCUAUGGUAAAGAUUAGAACUACUGGGAUAGUGUGCUCCUAUAUACAUGUAUGUAUGUAUGUAUGUAUGUAGAUUGACAGGUGAAUUUUAACAAGCAAUAUUCAAAUGGGGUGACUGAAAAUGACUUUUUCCACCCUUAAAUUUCAAAGCAA